AUGGCCAAUGUCAACAAGCGCACCGACGACCCCUCUUCACACGCGCCGAAUCACCCAGACGUGCGCCGACUGCACGAUGAUACCGAUCUCGACCCCGCAGCGUUCCUGAAGAGUGUCAGAGAACUGUCGGAGAAGCGUGAACGUGAAGACGCGGAGCGGGUGCGCAAACUGGAGGAAGAGAUCCAAAAGGGGCGGGAAGAACGUGCGGCCAGGAGAGCUGGUGAGUCCAAGCAGGCGUCCGUGUCGCUGUCCGGAGUAUUUGGGUGGUGGUGAUGGUGAUGGUGGUGGUGUUGUCGUGAGACGACGCUGGACACCUCCACUGCCCUUCUCCCUCCGUUGCUGUGUUUACAGCGGCGCAGCUUCCUGCUACACAACAGCACCGCGAAAUCAUACUCCACCAAACAACCCGCGCAAGGGCUGACACUUCAUUCACCGUCUAGACCGUGCACGAUCCAUCUUGCCCGAAAAACAAUCCGUCGUAUCAACCCCCACAACUCGAGCCCUUUCGCGGGCCAACACCAAUGCUACUCGCGUCAGCUCGCCGCCGGUGACCACGACCCCGCCUGCUUCCUCCAACGAACCCAGAAACAUCUCUACCGACGCAGCGAACAUGGAGCCUGAAAAGGAAGCUACCCCCGGGGCGGGUGAUGUCCCCGAAUUCAAGGGCUUCGGAUCUAUCAAGAGGUCGAGCACAGCAUCUUCCGCACGGAGCUCAGCAGUCUCCACGCAAGAUACACCUACACAAAGCGCCUCCAAUCUGGCACGCUCAGGUACGCUGUCGUGGCAGCAGCGGCGGACGCCGGGAUCGAAGCUCGGUGGUAGCAGACCGCAGUCACUAGUGGCAACGGAGACCAAGACGACAAGCGGCAGUGCGCCUGGUGAUGAGUCUGAGCCGAGUCGGGACCAGAUCGCGGCAUCAUUGGGCGCAAGAGAGCCUUCAUGGUUCAAGCAGACGGCAGACCGAGGCAUCGGCAACGCAGCGUACAGAAAGAGCAGGGACGAAGCCGGUCGCGCUGAGAGUCCAUUCUCUGGGAGAAGAGGUCUGCCAGGAAUGUCGAGAGAGUCAUCUAUAGAGCCGGAGAGCCAGGGUAGCCCGCCCACAUCGGCCAGCAUAAGAUCAGACCUUGUGUCAAGAGGAGGAUCGGCUCGCGACAGCACGUUUUCGAAUGGCAGCAGAUACUCCGCCACGUCUUCAUCUAGCAAUAACAAGCCCGACCUGACACCUCUUAUCACAGCAGACGAAGAUCAACAGCGUGCUUCGCCAGCGUUCGACCAAGCCUCGACGACCAGUGGCGACUCUGGCAGCCUUGGGCGGACCAUGACGAUGUCUAGCUCUCAGGCCCGGAUCACAAACGCUUCUGAUCGGCCGGCAUCUCCCACCAAGGGUAUGGGUGGCUUCGUGCAGAGCGCGAUGAUGAGGCGGACGGACAGCCAGAACAAGCGUUGGAGUGCCCAACCAAGUGCCAGUCUAAGCAGAGGCAACUCUGUGGCAAGCACACGUAGCGGCUUCGGUGGCCUUCAAGGAUCGCAUAGCAUGCCGAAACUUGAGCCCACCCCUGGGAGCAGAGACGGUAGUGACGAGCCUACUUCCCGGCCUAACAGCUCUAGCAAUGAUCUGACUGGUCUGGUGAACAACGCCUCGCAAGACAGCGACGGCUUCGUCAAGCCAGCGCUACCGCACCACAGUCGCAGCAAGUCGGUGGCUUCCAACUACAGCACGAAUGACGAUGGAGGUGUGCCACAGUCGCCGGGCAGCCCCUCGAAGCGUUUCAGCCCAAACAAGUCGAGCUGGAUCGAGAGCUCCCUACUAACAAAGCCGGAGUCGCCAAAGCCUGCUGCGUCCAAGAACUCCCAACCGAGCUGGAUGGCAGAUCUGGCAAAAGCAAAGGCACAGCGCGCGAGCGUAGACAUGUCCUCUGCAGUUAAGUCUACUGGAGAAGAAGGCUCAAGACCGCCUUCAAGACCUGGCUCGCCGACAAAAAGCACACCAUUCGGCCCUGCGCUGAUCAAGCGUUCAGAGUCCAGAGCAGAGACAAAACCUCAAUCGAGCACCCCUAAGUCGACUGAAGCUGAUGGCUCUCGUUCAGGAUCUCCGUCGAAGGUAACGCCAUUUGGACAAGAUGUUUCGAAUUCUUUCGAGUCGCGGGAUCUGCCUAGGACGCCUCAAUCUUCAACGUCUACGACAAAUCUUAGAUCUCUUCGACUUGCCGAUAAGUUUACCAGUGCCCCUGCCGAGCCUUUACCAUCAUCAGGGGCGGAAGUAGCUGAAGCAAGCGACGGUCUAAAGCCAAACGAAGCGAGUGCCCCAGAACGUGAUCAAGAAAAGUCAGAGUUGAGGCCCGGGAAAGCAGAAGUUGAGGCGUCUGAGUCUAAAGCUGCACGCUCCGAUGAGCCAAAGGCACCAGCUAUGUCGGCAAAUGGCGAUUCUGCCAAAUCAGAGUCGUGGGGAGUCCGAACAGGCCGGAGUCACACUCUCAAGUCGCCACUGCCGCAGAAAUCUAAGCCAGACACACCUCCAAAGCCACCAACGGACUUUCGCGGUCAACUCAAGUCACGACCACCGCCAGACGCGAAACAAGGCGACCAGCCUGAGUUUCUGUCAAAAUUCGGCAAUUUGCGCAAGACACACCAGGAGAAAUACGUCGCGCCUGAUGUACUUAAGGACAACAUCCUCCGCGGUAAGUCCGGUCUGGCUGUUACUGACGGUCCUGUAAAGACUGCGCGGAGAGAUGAGCUUAAAGAGAGUCUGCUUGCGAAAAAGGACGAUAUCAAGAAAGCCAUACAGGAGGGUCGCGAAUUGCCUGGGCAAGCCCAUGAAAGGAAGACAAGCAGUGGCCUUCCUCAAGCGCCUGCAAAGCCGGAGGCUCUUGCAAAAAGGGAGCUCUUGGGACGUUCGGACAGCGCCAGGAGCGUUCAGGCCAUCGAAAAGUCGACAGAAGCGACUCCAGAAGCCCUUUCACGGCACAAGAGCCUGAAAUCUCGAUCUAACGUAGACCCCCCGAAUCAGGGGACCCAAACACCUACCUCUUUGCGAAGAAACGAAAUCCUCGAGACAAAGCCAGAGCCUCUCAAGAAACAACAUGGCAUGGCUCCCAGUGAGUCGAAGGAGCCUUUGAUUAGGCAGACGAGCUCGCCCAAACCUAAUGAGGCCAAGCAGCAAUCUGAAACGUCGAGGUUGGCUGCGCGCUUCAAUCCGAAUCUUGCGAACUUGCUAGCUCGUGGACCACCAUCCGCUUCUCCUUCGCGUCCAGAAUCGCCCGGGACGCCGGUGAGAGUAGGAUCUCCUGCCAUCAAUACCACGGUAGAACCGCCUGCUGCUGAUGAGCCUCUUCAAGAUGUCCGCAAGGAUCGCGCAAAAGGGCCCAAGCGCCGCAAGGGCGCAAAAGCGGAUACCUCUAACUCCACAGCGCCGGCCUCCACUCUCGAGCCCAUUCCAAAGUCAGAGGUGAACCCGCACCGGCAAGCGUUUGAGCAGCAGGAGCUCACAGCCAGCAAGUCGGAACAGCAGUCUGGAGCCAAUGAACAAGCACCGGCUACAAAGCCUAAGCCUUCAGCGUUGCCAGGUUCAGCAGCAUCUGUCAUGAUCUCGUCUCUGAACAAGUCACCCAGGCCUCUCAGCAUCGGACCGUACGGCUCAGAGCCGCAACAAGAAUCGCAAUCAAAAGGGGAAACUAGCUUUUCUUCCGCAAAGCCCAAGCCACAAGCUUUGCCAGGUUCAGCGGCAUCUAUCAUGAGAGCGUCGCUUAACAAGAGUCCGCGCCCUGACAAGGACUUCGAAGAGGAAGAGAAGACAAGUACGCCCACGCGGGCCGCUUUCCGGGGCGCUGGAGUCGUCGAUCUGCAACAGAAGCCAGUAACUCCCGUGAAGAGCCCAUCAUUGAUCUCCAGGACGAGCCAGGACAAGGCUCCUGUAUCGGAUGCCCAAGCAUCCGUACCUGAAUGGAAAGGCUUCGGCGCAUCAAGGAUCCAACGCCCGUCCCGAUCUUCAGAGGAGAACAAGGAAAACACUGAUGGGGCUCUACCCUCUGUCAAAUCGGCAGCUUCUCAAUGGGGACGAAGACCUUCGCCACAGAAGGCUGAAUCGCCCUCGCAGAUCCAUCUCCCCUCGAAGAAAGACGAAGACGAAGUCAUGAGGUCCGCCGGGCUCCUCGCCGCUUCCAGUACGGGAGGCAAGAAUGGACUAGGCAUCUCGACGGACAAGACCGGCGAGAAGUCUAGGAGUACUCCACCAGUCUCUGCAGGCCUACCACCGAAGCCCACCAAGUCAUCGCGCGUAGUGAGCGGUCAAUUAGCAGAGGCCUCCCCGAAUAAAGGUGAGUGAGCGAAUCGGCUGUAGAACAUACUCUGCUUGCUUCUUGGCUUCAAUCUGACGAAUAGCGUGCAGUCACAUAGCGCGUUCCUUGGAGUUGUUGAUACUGACAACCUGCGCAAGGCUUAUUGACUGUUCCAAAUUCCGCCGCGGAACCUCCUAAGACUGAAGCUGGUCGGGCCCUAGCGAAGACAUUCGGCACCGUGCCGAAGUACUAUGAUUCAUUAGCGAUCGAGACUCGAGCCAUUCUUUCCGGAUGCAAUCAAGAGGUUGAAGCUGAGAUUGCCAAGACACUUCGCAAGUCCGUCCAUGUUAUUUCUGCUGAUGGUACAUCGAAACCACUCCCGCCUCAGGAAGAGUACACUCUAUUUGAUGAAUCCGUCUAUGUUUGUUCGCAUGUGUACACGAAUGCGAGGGGCGCGAAGAACGCGCGGGUCUUUGCUUGGACAGGUGACGCAGCAUCUGAAAGUGCUGUCGAGGCAGCUCAGGCGGCAGGUAGAAAGUUGGCCAAAGAAAAUGGUGCCAGUGGCGUGCAAGUAAGUCGACAAGGGCAGGAGCCCGCUUCAAUUUUCGAAGCCCUCGGCGGCAUCCUCAUCACCCGACGAGGCUCAAGAGAAGGUGCGCCGAAACAGUUCAUGCUAUGUGGUCGCAAGCACCUUGGCCACAUCGCAUUCGAUGAGGUCGCUUUCAGCAUUAACCAACUAUGCCCCGGAUUCGUCUACUUGGUCUCGUAUCCGGUCACUCUUCAGCAGACGAAAUUAUACCUGUGGAAAGGUCAAGCCUGCUCUGCGGAGGAAUUGAGCGCCGCUCGCCUUGCAGCGAUGGAUCUCAGCGAGACAGGUGAAAUCAUCGAGGUCGAUGGCGGUGUGGAAUUUGCAAGUUUCCUGAAGAUUUUCGGUCCCGGUACGACGAAGUGGAACGUCCCAAAGCCCUCGGAGCUUUGGCAGCAAAAGGCGACGGCUCCAGACAAAUUUGGAACAAGGCUAUUGCGGAUACAACAGGCCGAGAUAAAGACUGGACUGUUAACGUCCCUCUGGAAUCGAAGGCCAAGCUGGAAUAGUGUCUCACCUGCUCGAUCUCUAGUGGAUGAGGUCAAAGUCGAGGCAAAGGAGAUCUCGCCUUUCACCCAGGCACAGCUUGAAGCUGAUGGGCUCUAUCUGCUAGACGGUCAUAGCGAAAUCUUCAUUCUAAUGGGACCAUUGUUUGGCUCUCAGCCUGGUAAGAUCAGAGACACGCUGCUGGGACAAACGCUUCUCUUCGCAUCUGACUACGCGGCCAUGUCGGCUUCCAUGGAAGACCGACCACAGAUACCAAAAUGUUCGGCGGUCUUUGCCGGAGUACCUAGAGAUGUCAAGAUGUUGUUCAGGCACUGGGAAGAUAGUCGAGGCCUCUGGGGUACUGCGGGUCUCAUGGCUGGCUCCUUGUUAAGCCCGGGCAGGGAGGUGAAGCUGAUGCCGUUGGAUGAAGUUUUGGCCGAGGUCUGUAAGAGGUGA
Messenger RNA from Lecanosticta acicola, 5802 nucleotides. The record is from the annotation of a GenBank genome assembly. Lineage: Eukaryota; Fungi; Ascomycota; Dothideomycetes; Mycosphaerellales; Mycosphaerellaceae.